Molecule: messenger RNA, 861 nt
Organism: Actinia tenebrosa (Australian red waratah sea anemone)
Lineage: Eukaryota; Metazoa; Cnidaria; Anthozoa; Actiniaria; Actiniidae
Product: melanocortin receptor 5-like
Biological process (GO): G protein-coupled receptor signaling pathway
Cellular component (GO): membrane
Molecular function (GO): G protein-coupled receptor activity
Source: RefSeq, a predicted model, not a curated record
AUGCUUACUUUGUGGCUUAUCAUCAUCAAUGUUGUGCUUGCUUUCGGGGCUGUUUCUCUGAACUCGUUGAUUAUUUUGACUUUCAUAAAGACAUCAUCUUUACGAGAAAAACCUUCGAACGUUCUUAUUCUUGGUCUGGCCAUCGCUGACUUAUGUGUUGGUAUCAUUGCACAGCCUCUUUCUUACAUUUACGAUAUUUCUGUUUUAAAAGGUUAUUUUGGGCUUCAAAACUCAAUACAAAUAGUAUACUUUGCAUUUUCGUUUUUCCUAUCCAUCGUGUCUUUCCUGACUUUCACAGCUAUUACUGUAGAUCGAUUCCUGGCUAUUCAUCUUCAUCUCAGAUAUCAAGCACUUGUCACAUCCAAACGUUAUGGUGUCACCCUUGCAGGAAUAUGGUUGUUAGGUUUCUCUAUGUGUUGCUUACUAUUCCAAAUGAAAAAUUCUAUGGCCAUUGUUAUACCAAUACUUUAUGUCAUUCUACUUGUGAAUGCAAUAUUCAUUUUUGAAAUUUCUCGAGUCAUCCGGCGACACUCUGUGCAGAUCCACGCCCAACAACAAUCAGUACAACAAGUACAGUCUAUAAACAUGCCCAGAUACAAGAAAUCCGUCAAUACCAUGUACUAUGUGGCCGGUGCGUUUGUAUUGUGUUAUUUUCCGUUUUUAGCAAUGAUUUCGAUUGUUGGCAUUCGUAAGUCAGGAUCACUAUCGAUAAUCCGUAUAUGGUUACCAAUUUUUAACACUUUGGCCAAGGCUGUCAGUGUUAUCGAUCCGGUUAUUUUCUGGUGGAGAAUUAAAGAAAUGCGCAGUACUGUCAAAAUAUGUAUUCGAGGAACAGGAACAAACAUGCCAAACAUCUCUUGA